AUGAUAGCAACAGCAGGAUAAACUCAGGUUACAAUGCUGUCUUAUAACAAUCCCUUUAACAAGCCCAUCUUUAAAAAAGAAAACGUCAAGCAAUCAUAAAUAUCGCCUAGGCCUUUAACUAAUGUUAGAAGCCACUCAACAAUAAUCAGAUAAAGCGAGAAGGAGUAGUCAUUUGCUUUUCCUUAGGCCGCACCUUUGUUUUAGAAUUAAAAACUCAAUUAGUCUCCUCCUAAUUUAGCUUUAAUGUUGAGUGACCAGCCAAGUUAAAUAGCCACAAUGUUUAAUGAAAAUAAUUCAUAGGUCUUUGAUAAAAAAGUUGAAAAAAAAAGAAGUCUUACUCCAAAAUUGUCAUUAAUGAAAUUAUCUCAAGAAAAUGUAGAAAAAAGCAUAAAUUAUAGCAAACUUCACCUCAAAGCUAGCAACAACUCUAUUUCUAACUAUAUUCCCAGAGACAAACCCGUCCUUUUUAAUGUUAGAAAGUCAAUCGAAGAAAAAAAAAGGGCUAUGAGAGAAGAAGGAAGCCAAAUUGUUCUGAGCUACAUCUGCUAUUUAGACAAGCUCAUUCAAUAAGGCCAGAAAGUUUUUGAUUUAAAGUAAAGAAAACAAAUGAUAUAAGAAGACAAUCUAUCUCGUUAAAUGAGAGCAGAUUAAAUAUUAAAUGAAAUACAACUCUUAGAAAAUAAAGUAGAAACUCUUAAGAAUCAAGAAAAGUGGGAUUCAUUUGAGUAUGAUGUGAAAAAGUACAUGGAAGUUAUCUAGAAAGAUAUUAAGAUUAUCAGAAUGAAUAGUGAAAUAGAUAUCAAAAAGAGAUAGUUAGGCAACAUAAACAAACUUCUCGCUCAUUUGCAGGUCUAGUAUGAUAGCUAAAAAGAAAGAUUCUUGGAUUUAAUAGAGCAAAUUAAUUAAAUUGGAUCUGGUUAAGAAGUUUAAGUCAUGGAGGAAUUCAUUAAAUCAUAAUUGGUUAUUGGAGGAAAAUAGGUUUAUGACUUAAUGCUAACUGUGUUUGACUACAAGCUUAUGAAACAAAAAGUUUUCAUUAAGGAAGUUGACGAGUACUACUCUUUGAGGGUAUGCAAGUUACCAUCUCUAGUUAUUGUUUAACAAGUCUAGAAUCUUGUUAUUUAGUAAAUAGAAGCAUAUUUUAGAACUAUUGAAUAAUAAAAUUUAAUAGUUUCCUCCAUCUAAAAUACCAACAAAGCAUUUGAUCCAUCCAAUAAAACACUCUCUCAAGCCUAUAGUGCAAUGCUGACUUUUGAAACAUAUGGAAAUUAGCUAAACGAUGCCAAGAAAAACUUUCAAUGUAAAAUAGAGCAAGCUAAAUAAGAAAUAUAAAACCUAAUUAAUUAAGUAGACCCUUUCCAAAACAAAGAUUUAAUUAUUUUUUUAAAAACAUUUACAAAUCUUAACCACAUCCUAAAUAUGUUUUUCACAUCUUUUAAAAAAUUCCAUAAUGAUGAAGAAUAAGAGAAAAUUUAAAGCCUAGUAUUGACACACUUAAAAUUAAAACAACUUCAAUUCUGCAAAAUAGUAGAAACUGUUAACCUUAAUUAACCUAAAAUAUAACAAAUGGAAUCUUUGAUUUAUUAAAUCAGGACAACUAUCCUUAAGAUUCAAUGCUUCGGGACUGAAACUCAGCAAUUAGCUGAUACACUUAAAAAAACUAUUGAAGAGAAAUUGGAAUUGGAUUAGAUUAUCAACAAUAUUAAGAAGCAAGAUAUAUUUCCAAAAAGAGACAUCGUUGAUUUUAUUGCAACUAACAGAUAGCAAUUUUUAAAAAGAACACGCAGUGAUUUUUAUGGGAUUCUGAGCAGAAGCAACGCUAAUUUUAUGAAUCAAUUCGAUAGCACAAUAAACAGCCAACAGAAGAAAGACUUGAUAAUCAAAAAAGCAGAAAAAGUAAAAGAAGAAAUAAGCAGACUGGAAAAAAUCAGAAGAGAUAAUUAGCAAAUGUUAGACGAGGAGAUGAAAGCAGACACUAUUUCAAUAGAUAUUUAGGUUCGUUCAGAGACUUUGGAGAUGUUUAGAAUGGUUGAUGAGAUCUUCAAAGAUAAUCGCUAAGAAUCAGUGUUAAUCUAAAAUCUUUUAGAAAAUGAUUUUCCCUACAUACUUUAAAUAACUAACAAUGACUAAGAGAUUUAGUUUGUCCUUUCUCCUAAGAAUUUCCCUUUGUAAAAUAUAAAAAAUAUAAGAAAACAUGAGUAACUCUCUUAAAACCAAAUAUCUUACUCAAAUAUGAAUCAUCACAAUUCCACAUUUUCAACAACAAUCAGCUCAAACACUCAGGAUAUUUUGCAAAUAAAUUCUCCUAAUACUUUCAGAUUCCCUCUGAAUGACACAUCUCUAAACUUAAACAACAAUUAACUUAUCUCAAUAGUUGACAAUAAAGAGUUAAACAAUCAAAAUAACAGUAACAAUGAACAACUAAGCUCUCCUUUGUAUUUCACUCAGCACUUUUAAAAUUUGAAUGCAUAAAAUAAAUCUCAAUAAAAUUAAAUCAGUUCACUCUCAUUGUUGACGAGCAAUAAUAUAGACAUUAGUAACAACAAUAUUGAUACUACUAAUAACAACAUUAACAUUUCUAGCAACAAAAUCGAUAUUUCUAAUAAUAACCUUGACAUCGGAAGUAAUAACAAUAUUGAAGUCUCUAUUAAUAAUAAUAUUAGCGGUAAUAACAUUGAUAUCACUAGUAACAGUAAUAUCGAUAAAAGUAAUUAUAAUAUGAAUUAAUACAAUAGCAAUAAUUACAAUAAUAAAAAAAUGGUUGAUUCAUCUAACUAUCUAAAUGAUAUCUCUUAUUCUGAUAAUUAGAACAGCUGCGGUUCAUAAAAAAGUAUAGAUUAAAUAGAGUAAAAUCACAGCAAUAACAACACAAAUAAUUAUUUAAAUUAUAAUAUGCCAAUUGAGAUUGAUUGCAUGAUGCCUUAAGAAGAAUAAGAAAAGUCAAAACGCUAAUAGAAAUAUAAUAAUUUGGAUUCUUCACUGUUAAGCAAUAACAGUAGCUUUACUUAGUUCCAAAAAUCUUCUUCUCACAACUUGAAUGAAUAAAAGACUUUAUCUGAAAAUUUUUAUUAAAACUAAAAUAAAACUUAGACUAACUUUGACAACUUGAACAAAGUUGGUGAAAUGAAAACAAUUCAUUCAAAUGCAAUAAAUUAAUAAUAAAAUUAACAUUAAAUAAACACUCAAUAACUGAAUACUUUAAUUAAUGGGUUUUAAAUUAAUAAAUUAUAAGAAAAUCCUAAUAAUAAUUAAUAUGUAAAUGGUAGCAAUUUCAUUUCAACAAAUAAUCCCUUAACAAGCUAAAUGAUGGGUCUUACCACAAUAAAUUAAAGUGAAGAAUAAAAUGCAAGCUAAGUUGAUCGAUGCAAUUAUUUAAAUGACAUUACUAGAAAAAAUUCUAUUGCUAAUAGUAGAAAUUACUAUUCUAAUGAGGCAUUCAGGAGCAAUGUAUCAAAUUAUAAUUUUGAAAAUAAAUUUAGUUAAAACAAUAAUGCUUAAUUAAAUUAAAGAAACAAUUAAUUUACAUCAAAUAACUUUUAAUCUUAGAAUUACUGCUUAAAAAGCUAAUAAAAUACUAACCAAAGUGAUGAAAAUGUAAAGAAAUAAUAUAAGGCAAAAUUACUCUAAUCAAAUGCAGAAAAUAAAGAAAAUAUCCAAUUUUCUAAUCCAUUAAAUAGUAGCAACGAAUAAAAAAACUUAUCUAACAGAAGCAGUUCCUAAUACGCAAAUUCUAAGAAUAUUAAAAGACCAUUUGACAACCAAACAAUCAAUAAAAAAGACACUUUUUUGAGCAAAUAAAUUUCUCAAUAUUAAUCAAACAGAAAUAGCAAUAAUCUUAUAAAUUCUUAGAUAGAUCAUAUAUAAGUCAAUUAAGUAUAAUUUGCUAAUCUAUAAAAUUCCAUAAAUAUUGAUUAAAUUUUGAAGGAUUCCAAUAAUUAUAAUAGCAAAAUGAAUAUUUAGCAUAAUUUGUCAAGCAAUUAUUAAAAAUAAAUGAAUUUAAUAGAUAACAAUUCUAAUAAAUACUAAAGCAUCUUUAAUAACCAAAACAGCUUUAAAAUAACUUAAAUUCCAUUGCAUAUUUAGAAUUUUCAAAAUAAUAAUUCUAAUUUAGCUAAAAACAGAAAUGAUGAGCAAAUCUUUAAUAGAUAAAAUGAUAAAUUCAGUAACACAUCAAUACCUUCUAAUAGCUUGUCAUACUCUAAUUCUUACAAAAAUAGCGAAUUACCUUCAGCCAGAAUGUAAGAAAGCUAACAAUGCUCGAUAUAACUUAAUUCUAAAAAUAAUCUAUAAGAAUAAUAAACAAGCCGCGGUAAAUCAGAAAUUUCUUCAUUUAUUUCUGAUACUAACUCUAAGAGCAGCCAAAAUGAAAAUUCGAAUAAUAACUUUUCAAAAGAAAACAUCUCAAGAGAACCUUCUUACUAAGAAUAAAAUUAUCAAAGUAAUCUAAAAAGUAAUUUUAUAAGACAAUGCACUUCUUAAUUUGUUACAAACCAAAACCAAAGCGAAAAUAAUUCAAACGAAGAAAGCUCUAAUCAGCUGAAUUUAAUUAACUCUUUAGAUGUAACAUUUUAGCAAAUCGAUGAUGACGACGAAGAAGAAGAACAAAUUGAAGGAAGAAGAGGAGAAGAGCAAGUAAACUUGAAUAAAGUGAAUGACUUAAAGAACAGAGAAACCUAUUAAAUCAAUAACGAUACAAUUAAAUUUGAGAAAAUGAAUUGCUAGAACUCUAAUUAUCCAAUCUAAACAAAGAAUUUAGAUUAAUACUAAACACAUUGCUAGUAGUAAUCGCUUAUAAACGAACAUUAUGAGCAACCUCAGAUAAUGGUUAAGCAUGUUUCAAACAGUGAAAGUUGCUAUAUUAAAGACUAUAGAAUAUUAUUUAGACAGGAAACAAACAGAUAUAAAAUAUACAAUGUAGAUGUCAAUUAUUAGACUUGGUUUGAUGCAACUUAAAUAGGAUUUUUUGAGUUCUCCAUGUAAUUCGACAUGAUUAAUAAAUAACUGCUCUUCAAUUAAUAAUAAUUUUAGAUAUAAAUACCAAUAUAGAGUAUUGAAAAGCUAGUCAUUCCAUCGAAUGUAUUGCAAUUGCUUAAAAUGAACUAAAAUUAGCAAAAGAAAAAUCAAAUAUAUCUCCUUUAACUCAAUGUUGCGUAAAGAGGAUUGUGUGAAAUAUUGCUAGAUGACUACGAAGCUUGCAUUCAUCUUGUAAAAGACUUUUAAAAAAUAUUUAACUGA
This is a messenger RNA of Tetrahymena thermophila SB210, 5235 nucleotides long. RefSeq lists its product as hypothetical. NCBI's taxonomy places the organism in Eukaryota, Ciliophora, Oligohymenophorea, Hymenostomatida, Tetrahymenidae. The record is from RefSeq and is a predicted model, not a curated record. The transcript has 7 exons.